UCCAAUGAGAUUGUAGUUUUCGUAAUAUGCAUGUAAUAGUUUUUUAGUUGUAACCAUGUGUUUAAAAUUCGCAGGUUUUGUCUAUGGUGUAACGAUUACAGCCGUUAGAUAUUCAUUAUUAUUGUAAUCAAGUUCUGUACGAUAUUACUACGCAUUGUUGAAUAUAUAAUGUAAUGAACUUUUAUUAACUCAAUAACUGUUAUCUUUAUUAGAAUUAAAUUAAAACAUGUGGAAAAGUAUUCAAGGUGUCUAUGGAGCAUUUCACUUUCAGCUAUCAAAGGCUUGUCUAAACUCCAGCACUUUUCGAUCUAGAUGGUUGAUUUCAAGAAUCUCACCUUUCAGUACCAAUGAAUCACAGCCACCACAAUAUGGGCACGGCUUUCCUAUCCCUUCCUUCACAGUUCGUCAAGAUGAGCCUUUACCUUUAAAGAGAGCUCGUCUUCUGUACCAAAGUAGAAAAAGAGGAAUGCUUGAGAAUGGCUUAAUAUUGAGCACCUUUGCAGCAAAACACUUGAACUCCUUUGAUGAACAACAAUUGGAGCAGUAUGACAAGCUGAUAAAUUUGCCAUCAAAUGAUUGGGAUAUUUAUUACUGGGCAACAGAAGUAAAGGAAACGCCACCAGAAUUUAAAAAUGAAGUGAUGGAUUUAUUAAAGCAACACGUGAAAAAUGAUGACAGAGAAGGUCGCUGUAAACAGCCUGAUUUGACAUAGUUGAUAUUAUGAAAUGUUGACUGAUGUUACAUGUAUGUAUCAAUCUUAUAAGUUAUAACAAUAUCUAGAAAAUAAGGGGAAAAACAGAUUUUAAAAUAAGUACAUGUAUAUUAUAGUUAUGAUUGUUACAUCUACAUAGAAUAAUAAAGUUGGCAUAUUUAACAAAUAUCAGUAAAAAGAUAAAUAAAUUUGGAAAUUUUGAAAAUAAAUUUAAAGAUGUGAUGACAAACUGCAUUAUAAUCUGUUUGAUUGAAGAUUAACCUGCUUCAUCACCUACUUUGUACAUUCUGGUGAAUAUUUUAAUUUCAAAAUUUUUUUUUGUUCACAGUGAAUUUAAUGUGAUCCAUUUCAUUAACUGAAAAAUAUUAGCCAAUACUAUCAGUAAUUAUAAUGCCUAGUAGAAAUUUUUAACUUUGUCCACCUAAUUGUAUAGUGUUUUUAAAUAAGUUUAAAUUUGGAUCCUCGCCUGUCCAAGUAAUGUUUGUGCAUUUGUUAUAAUUUUUUUAAGUUAUUUGAAAUACUUAUGAGUUAAUGAAGUACAAUAAUAUCAAUAACACUGUGUUUGAAAAAGGUGGUUGAAUGUGUUUAAGUAGAAAAAAAGUCUAACUUGAAAUUAGUCUUCCUGUUGGACAGCAGUAAGUCUACAGAUUUACAGUGCUAAAAUCAGGGGUUUGAUUCCCCUCUCAGUGGACAAAGCAGAUAGCCAGAUGUGGCUUUGCUUUAAAAAAAAAAACAUAAAACUUGAAAUUUGAAUCCUAGGCCUAAGUAAAUGAUACACUUUGGGCAUAAUGGAAACAUAAAUAAUCAUUUAAGAUGCAUAUGUCCAUAUUACACAUUGAAACUACAAGAUAAAGUCAGAUUGUUAUUUAUUAAGAAGCAAAAACAUGUUAAAAUAGUGAGGGAAAAGUUAUUAAACGUAAAAUUAAGGAAUUAGUUUUAUUAUUAAUACAAACAAAUUAUAAUUGUAAUCAUCCAGUUAGCUUUCAUUGUGUUGGUACUAAUGCUUUUUCAAUAUGCGUUUUACAAAUUAAAGUAAGCUGACACAUUUUAUGAUAAUAUCACAAAAAAAGCACUAUUUAUUUGAUGAAAAUUAAGGUAAACAGUGAAAUUCUAAUUAUCUAAUAAUUAAAACAGUUUACUUUAGUCAGAUGAGAAUGCAAAGAACAGAUAUUCUUUGGCUUGAAAAGAACAAUAGCAGUUCAACACUGAAAAUAUUGUUAUGCUGGUCUAAUUAAAAUGGUGACAAAUA
This is a messenger RNA of Limulus polyphemus (Atlantic horseshoe crab), 1961 nucleotides long. RefSeq names its product succinate dehydrogenase assembly factor 2, mitochondrial-like. Bases 227 to 712 code for a protein of 161 amino acids. NCBI's taxonomy places the organism in Eukaryota, Metazoa, Arthropoda, Merostomata, Xiphosura, Limulidae. Gene Ontology annotation, cellular component: mitochondrion. The transcript is spliced from 4 exons. Gene Ontology annotation, biological process: mitochondrial respiratory chain complex II assembly; tricarboxylic acid cycle; mitochondrial electron transport, succinate to ubiquinone. The record is from RefSeq and is a predicted model, not a curated record.